Molecule: messenger RNA, 3407 nt
Organism: Punica granatum (pomegranate)
Lineage: Eukaryota; Viridiplantae; Streptophyta; Magnoliopsida; Myrtales; Lythraceae
Source: RefSeq, a predicted model, not a curated record
CUUCUUCCCCACCCUCUCUCCCUCUAGAUUCUCUAUCUUUCUCUCUCUAAACUUACAGGGUAACAGGUGGUGUUUGAUCCUCUGUCCCGUCACUUCCAUGAUUGCUUCCCUCUCUACCUUCAAAGUCAAGCAAGAAUCAUCCCAAAAACCCCCUCUCAAUUUCAUUCCCCAAGCUCACCCAACCCGAUAGUAACGGCGCACACUCAUCACACUCGUCACAUCACUCACUCCUCCAUCCCCAUGCCCGGCAGUAACGGCCUCCUCCCCAGCCCCUUCGGCGACCCGGGCCCGGACCUCUCCGACCCCGAGCUCCGGGAGACCGCCUACGAGAUCCUCGUCGCCGCAUGCCGCACCUCCAACUCCCGCCCUUUGACCUACAUCCCCUCGUCGGAGCGUGCCUCCUCCGGCACCGCCGUUGCCCCGGCUGCGGCCCCGUCCCUCCAGAGGUCCCUGACCUCGGCUGCCGCCAGCAAGGUGAAGAAGGCGCUGGGCCUGAAGCGGAGGGAGUCGAUGAGCCACAGGAGGGGCGCCGGCGAUGGGGGUCAGGUAAGGGUCAAGAGGCCCGUCACGGUGGGCGAGCUCGUUAGGGUUCAGAUGAGGGUCUCGGAGCAGACCGACUCCAGAGUCCGUCGGGCUCUAUUGAGAGUGGCUGCUGGUCAGCUUGGAAGACGCAUCGAGUCGAUGGUUCUUCCACUCGAGCUAUUACAGCAGUACAAGUCCUCUGACUUCCCCAGCCCGCAAGAGUAUGAAUUGUGGCAGAGGAGGCACCUGAAAGUUUUGGAAGCAGGAGUGCUACUCCACCCUCACCUGCCUCUAAGCAAGUCAGACAUUUCUGCCCAAAAGCUUCGAAAAAUAAUCCACGGGGCCAUAGAGACUGGAAUGAAUAAUGAGACUAUGAAUCUCCUCCGUAGCACGGUGAUUUCUCUUGCUUGUAGGUCCUUCAACGGGUCCACUGAGACCUGCCACUGGGCAGAUGGGUUUCCAUUCAAUCUCUGUCUCUAUAAAAUACUCCUAGAUUCAUGCUUUGACAUCAAUGAGGAAACCUCCAUAAUUGAGGAAGUCGAUGAAGUAUUGGAACUUGUGAAGAAAACCUGGGUGGUUCUAGGGAUGAACCAGGCCCUGCAUAACCUCUGCUUUGCCUGGGUUCUGUUCGAGCGGUAUAUUUCCACCGGUCAAGUCGAGAGCGACCUCUUUUUUGCUGCUUGUAAUCUGUUGGUGGAAAUCGAAACAGAUGCAAAAUCUACAAAGGAUCCUGACUACUCCAGGGUUUUGAGUUCCACUUUGAAUGUGAUACUGGGAUGGACGGAGAAGAGGCUCCUCUCAUACUAUGAUUCUUUUCACAGUGGUAAUAUUGAGGUUAUGCAGAGUGUUGUUUCUCUAGCAGUUUCAUCAGCGAAGAUACUUGCAGAGGAUGUUGAGUAUCGGUUGAAGAGGAAAGAGGGGGAUGUGGGUCAUGAUAGGGUGGAGACCUAUAUACGAUCCUCGCUGCGUGCAGUUUUUUCUCAGAAAAAAGAGAAGACACGGCGUGCCUUCAAGAGCCAGAAGAGCACAAUCCCCUUUCUCUCAGUCCUCGCCCAAGACAUCAGAGAGCUCGCUCUGAAUGAGAGAGACACCUUCAGCCCGAUUCUCAAAAGGUGGCACCCUCUUGCAGCAGGGGUAGCAGUGGCAACCCUCCAUUCCUGUUUUGGGAAUGAGCUGAAGCGUUUUGUCUCAAGCAUUGAUGAUUUGACUCCUGAUUCCAUGCAAGUCCUGAUUGCUGCCGAUAAGUUGGAGAAGGAUCUUGUGCAGAUAGCAGUGGAAGAUUCGGUGGAGAGUGAGGAUGGUGGCAAGUCUAUAAUACAGGAGAUGCCUCCAUACGAGACUGAGAAAGUGAUUAGUGAUCUUGUGACAGCAUGGAUAAAGACGAGAGUGGACAGGCUGAAGGAGUGGGUUAUCAGGAAUCUGCAGCAAGAGGUGUGGAGCCCGCAUGCCAAUAAAGAACGGUUUGCUCCUUCUGCGGUCGAAGUAUUAAGGAUCGUGGAUGAGACUUUGGAAGCAUUCUUCCUGUUGCCAAUUCCAAUGUACCAGACCUUGCUCCCUCAAUUGGUGAGCGGACUGGAUUUGUGCCUUCAGCAAUACAUAGCAAAAGCAAAAGCUGGCUGUGGGAACCGGGGCAAUUUCAUUCCUUCAAUGCCUGCUCUUACUCGAUGUACAGUAGGUUCGAAAUAUCACCGGCCCUCAAGAAAAAAGGAGAAGGAGAAACUUGCGCAAAGGAGAAAGUCCCAGGUGGGGUCCACGAAUGGGGAGAACUCGUCUGAGAUACCUCGGCUGUGUGUUCGAAUUAACACUCUGCAGUUCUUGCGCUCACAAUUGGAGGCCUUGACAAAGAAGACUAUAGCCCAUCUCAGGAAUGCAGAUCCCGGGCACGCAGACAUAGUCUUGAACGGAAAAGGUGUUAAGUUUGAGCUCUCUGGUGCAUCCUGCGUCGAGGGAAUCCAACAGCUUUGUGAGACAAUAGCAUACAAGGUUGUCUUUCAUGAUCUGAGUCAUUUUCUCUGGGAUGGAUUAUAUGUUGUUCCGGUCUCUUCUUCGAGGAUCGAACCUUUUCUUCAGGACCUCGAGCAGUACUUAGAGAUAAUUUCCUCGACUGUUCACGAUCGAGUUAGGACUCGAGUUAUCACUGAUGUGAUGAGGGCUUCCUUUGAUGGUUUCCUCUUCGUUCUGCUCGCCGGGGGCCCCACUCGCGCUUUCUAUCUGGAAGACUCCGAACUUAUUGAGGAAGACUUCAAGUUCCUUACCGACUUAUUUUGGUCCAAUGGUGAUGGGUUGCCAUCUGAUUUGAUAGAUAAGUUUUCCACCCAAGUAAGAAGCCUCCUUCCACUGUUCCGCACCGACACAGAAUCCCUAGUUGAGCGAUUGAGGGUUCUCACUCUGGAGAAUUGCGGGUCUUCUGCCAAAUCAAAGCUCCCGCUUCCUCCAACUUCAGGCCAGUGGAGCCCCGAUGAACCAAACACGCUCCUGAGAGUUCUCUGCUGUCGGAAUGACCAGGCAGCUACAAAGUUCCUGAAGAAAAACUAUAACUUGCCGAAGAAACUGUGAGGUACGGACAUUGAAAUUAGUUGGCGACAUGAUGAAGAGGUCCUGCAGCGUGAUAGCAAGGGCCUUUUGUGUCUACACAAUUUGAAUACAAGAUUGCUGGGAAGUCCGGAAAAUCUCCGGAAUGCCGAGAUGAAGAGCCAUAAGGGAAUCACUGAUUAUAGGAUAGAUACCAUAUUCUGCAUUCUAACAUACAUGGGCAUAAUGUGAGUCUUUGAGUGUAUUUCGUGUAUAGAAUAUAAUAGAAUAAUUUGUAGUUGUAGAAAAUUGGUUUGUGUACAACAUAAUUUAUUGAAGAAAACUAUAAAAGUGAUUUGAGUUUGCUUGCAUUA